Molecule: messenger RNA, 1046 nt
Organism: Neodiprion fabricii
Lineage: Eukaryota; Metazoa; Arthropoda; Insecta; Hymenoptera; Diprionidae
Exons: 6
Coding region: 38-1042 (334 amino acids)
Source: RefSeq, a predicted model, not a curated record
CGAGGUCAUUCGAACUCUACCUGAAUGCUUCAACAGCAUGAUUAACGAAUCGAUUGAGUUCGAGAUUGAUCGUGAACUAAACGCUCGGGAUUUAAUCGGAACCCUCGGAAGAAAGCUCGGAAUCUAUGACUAUCAGACUAACAUGGCGACCUUUUGGCUCCUCGACGCAAUUGCUCUCGAAGUAGUUCGCUGGAGCUCAGAACUCAAUUCCUCAGAACUGGGUAUAUUAGUCAGCUGGAUUGCGGGGGAGGCAAAACUCAUUCAAGACAAGCAGCUCAGUCGGACGGAAUUCUUCCAGGAAAUGGCUCGAUUAUUUGCACUAGCAUCAGAUCAGAUAAUCGAAGGUCACUCAAUGAUUUACUGGGAAGAACUAACCGCCGUGGAAUCGUCAAGACGAAGUGAACAGGAAUCAAUGAACAAUGAACCGAGUUCUGUAAUUCAAACGUCAAACAGUUCUGUUGUCCUGAACAAUUCAGCAAACCACAAAAACGGGGAAAUAGCAAUGGUGCAGGCAUCAGCCGAUGGUGACAUUUCGAGGGGCCGAAAAAGCUUGAAUUCAAGCCAAACAGCUCGUUUGACGGUUGAAGGCUCGUUGAAAGUUCACGAAGCAAUAAUAGAGUCAACUUACGCAAUGUAUGCCAAUGCGUUUCACUACGCUACGGUGAGUGCAGCUUUUGCGAAGCCAGUGGAACUCCACACAUACAAAUUCCCAUACACUCUACGUUUUCCGAGGCCAUUGGAGCCACCGAUUCCACCUCCAGUAAUUAAGGAAACAUCGAAGAAAAACAAGUCCGGGAAAAGUAAAGAGAAGAAGAAACGCAGGUCUCAAACACCCGACGAUAUUCCACCGCCCCCAGCCCCGUCAAUGACAGACGAGGAAAUAAUCGCUGAGAAGAGAAAAUUCAUCCUGCCACUCAAGGACUCCAUCGAGGCGCCUCGCCUUCUUGAACGGUAUGCAGAACGGCCGCCAAGCGAUAAUGCAAACACCAAUAUUGGCUCUGGUAAAAAGGGGGUUAAGGGUACAAAGGGAAAGCGUAAAUGAAACU